This is a messenger RNA of Mycena indigotica, 1305 nucleotides long. RefSeq lists its product as uncharacterized. NCBI's taxonomy places the organism in Eukaryota, Fungi, Basidiomycota, Agaricomycetes, Agaricales, Mycenaceae. The coding region runs from base 1 to 1305 and encodes 434 amino acids. The record is from RefSeq and is a predicted model, not a curated record. The transcript has 3 exons.
AUGGCGAUCGAAUGCUCAGCCCCAGCCGUCUCCCCGACCCCACUCUAUCCACAACCACCAUCUUCACCACCCGUCGACGUCAAACGACUGUCUCGAUCAAAACCGAAUCACCGCCACACGCAGAGUCUAGGCCUGCUUUCACCAAUCCCGAGCCGGGAGAGUCUCCGCGAUCCAGACCACAACGCUGCAAGCACGAGCCAACUGCCCAGUCCCCAUAAAAGCACCCCACAUUUUGCGGAACGGACCUCACUUCCCCCUAUGUUGGCCACAUUUUUCCAUUCCGACUCGAUGACCGAGCUUGAUGAGGCUCCGCGCCCGUCUUCUCGCUCGUCGUCGAGACAAUCUCUACCACAAACACACUCGUACUUUGCUCCAAAUACUCCACAACAAGCGUACAGCGGCAAAGACCACCGUCACCAUCCCAUCAAUAAAUCCCCUGCCGCCUCGCCCAGUUCGCAGUCGCGCUUACUUGCGCUGUCUCAGCUUGAGGGCACCAGUCGAACGCCUAUCCGAGAGCAGGACCCAGAGCACGAAAUUCUCAAGGCAAGACUGGAGCGAGUGUUGUCCGCGUCAGGGGCAACCACUUUGUCAUCGAGGAGAACGAGCAGCCAGAGUGUCAACAGCUUGUUCAAGGAGCAGGAUAAGGGAGACACGGUGAAGCGUAGAAGAACCACUGAUUUUACUGACGAGAACGCCAAGACAAUCCGAAUGACUCCUCCAUCUCGACGCCCAGAAGAGUUGGCAAGAAGUACCACGACCUCGCCUUGCGCGAGUCCGAUCCGUCAUAUGUUUGUAUCGACUCCCUCGAGCCCACGCCAAAGUUCUUUCAAUAAGCCCCCGCGACGCAGUACCUAUAGAUCGGCAGAAAGCAGUCCGUCUGUUCGAGCCAGGACUCAGUCCCACACCAGCCCAUCUGAAGCCAAGUCUCGAAUCAGAAGGAAUAGCGCCAUCACAAUGGUUUCAGCCUACUCCACACCAGGGAGUACUCCUCCCUUGUUCACAGACGCAAGGGAUGAAUCUGCCUCGGAGACUGAAGAAGACUGGGACAACUCUCGAAUUAACACACCACCGCUACCGGGCAAUGACCAUUGUGUGGGUUGGUCCACGUUCAAUGCUCGUAAAGCAGCGGCAGAGUGCCGUCAGCUUGACGGAUAUGUGAGCUUUGCAGCUGUCGAGGGGCUUGGAGAGCCUCCCAGUCCUGGUCCACGCGUCAGUGACGAGGAGGCGGAGAAUGCGCGGCGACCACCAAAGCGAAGCAGUUUGGGUGCGGGAAUUGUCGGUCUUUGGCGUGGCUCUUUUUGGUAG